Molecule: messenger RNA, 624 nt
Organism: Lecanosticta acicola
Lineage: Eukaryota; Fungi; Ascomycota; Dothideomycetes; Mycosphaerellales; Mycosphaerellaceae
Source: the annotation of a GenBank genome assembly
AUGUCUUAUCAGCAACACGAGUCUGAGCAGACAUCGCGCCUCCUCGAUCUACCCGGCGAGCUGCGCAACAGAAUCUACCGUGAAGCCUUACUCGAAGACCCAGUCACGGUCACGGCAUCCUCAUUCAUCGAGCCCGGAAUCAUCCGCGCGUGUAAGCAGACAAGAAGCGAGGCCGGUCCAAUAUUCUACGCAGAGAACGAGUUCGAGAUUGAGGUCCGGGCCUAUAACUCAGACGUCAUCAUCCAGUGGCAGAAAGUCGGGGAGAAGGUCGAACACGAAUUCAAGGUUGGCGAGGUACGCUCUCGAGUCGCGAGCGGACAGCAGACGCCGCACUGGGCGAACUUCGAGCAGUGGCUGCAUCGGGUGCGUGCAAAGGUGAUUACUGUUCGCUGGGAGCCACCGAGCCCUGAAGACGGUGGUGGGGCGGAGAGACGAUGCCUUCGCAAUCUUUAUCGUUUCGCGGAGUUGGCGAGUCAUCUUGGAGACUCAGAGUAUUGGAGUGUGUUGUCGGACUGCCAACUGUGUCUCAAGAUAGCGAAUCCACUUUGGGCGGGAGACAUUUCCAUGCAGAAUCCAGGGGCUUGCUCUUCUGAAAUUAUCUGGACUCCCGCAGACUUCUACUAA